Molecule: messenger RNA, 2018 nt
Organism: Carassius auratus (goldfish)
Lineage: Eukaryota; Metazoa; Chordata; Actinopteri; Cypriniformes; Cyprinidae
Product: transcription factor Sox-19a
Exons: 2
Coding region: 317-1207 (296 amino acids)
Biological process (GO): positive regulation of transcription by RNA polymerase II; negative regulation of transcription by RNA polymerase II; neuron differentiation
Cellular component (GO): nucleus
Molecular function (GO): RNA polymerase II cis-regulatory region sequence-specific DNA binding; DNA-binding transcription activator activity, RNA polymerase II-specific
Source: RefSeq, a predicted model, not a curated record
GUGAUGAAAUUCUAUUAUCACUCACGCACUGAAAGAGUCGCUGGUAGGACGCACAGAGAAUUCAGCUCGGACCUGUUUCGCUUUUAAGACUAACUAACGUCACUUCAGAACUUGUUCGUAGUCUUUAGGCGUUUACAAACACUUUGGCUGUAGUUACAAUCAGUUCGUUCUCGUCUUUUGGACUUAUAUGUCCAGAGCGCAACGCGUAAACAUUUACUUUCGCGGGCAGUGAGAGUCAGUGGAUUUGAUUUUAAGUUAGACUAGUUAAUAGUUUACGGUGAUACUUAAGUAUCACCACUAACCUCUGUUGUCAGCCAUGUACAGCAUGCUGGAACACGAUAUGAAAUCCGCCGUGGCACCGGCGCACCAAAGCGCGCAGGGAAUGACCCAGCUGAACGGUGGAGUGACGCACGGAGCCGCCAAACCGGCUGUCAACAACCAACAACAGAGUAGCGAUCCAAUGGACAAAGUUAAGAGGCCCAUGAACGCGUUCAUGGUCUGGUCUCGGGGUCAGAGGCGCAAAAUGGCACAGGAGAACCCCAAAAUGCACAACUCUGAGAUUAGCAAGCGCCUGGGCGCAGAGUGGAAGCUGCUGACGGACGUGGAGAAGCGCCCGUUUAUUGACGAGGCCAAGCGGCUCCGCGCACUGCACAUGAAGGAAUACCCAGAUUACAAAUACAAACCCCGACGCAAGACGAAACCAAUGCUGAAGAAGGACAACCCGGCUGCUAAGUAUCCUCUAUCAGCCGGCAACUUACUAGCGGCAGCCGCGGCUCAGGGAUCAGGUGGAAGCCCGCGGAUGGACAGCUAUGGCUGGGGUCACACAGGUGGCUACACUGGCAUGCAGACGGAUGCUCUGGGCUACAGUCAGCAGCUGCACCGCUACGAUCUGUCUGCCCUCCAGUAUCCAUCUGCCAUGGCCACCGCACAGACUUACAUGAAUAGUGCCAACUCCUACAGCCCCAUGUCCUACAGCAGCACCCCCCAGCAGCCCAGCCCGGUCAUGUCCAUGGUGAAACCAGACCAGGUGUCUCACUCUCCCACCGGAGCCCACAGCCACCAGCGGGGUCCUUUACAAGGAGACCUGAGGGACAUGAUUAGCAUGUAUAUCCCUGGUGGAGACACCACAGACAGUGGAGCACAGAGGGGCUAUUCCAACAUCCAACAGCAUUACCUCACCGGUACAGCACCUCUCACCCACAUCUGAUCAGGAAACUGUUAAUACAUCUUCCUGUUUCGGGUCUGGAGGGCCACUGAUGUUGGCUGUACAUUAACUUGAUAUGUAAAAAAGGAUGAGGGUGUGUGGACACAUGGCCGAACUGGAAUCCCAAGGCAGCUGGACUUCUGGCCUUGUUAAAGUGCCUCAGAUUAUUGUGUGGAAUGCGUGUCACCCCUUUCUAUAACAUUUUUUUCUUUCUUUAAGGUCCAUGUCUUUGUUUUUUUUGUACAAUGUUUGAUGAUUAUGCCAGUGAGGCCUGGUGCACUGUUGUUGGAAUCACUCAUGGUAGUAACUCGGCACAUUUUUUAUUUUUUUUUGUAAUCAGCUAGCAAAAUGGUUGAUUACUGCUUCUUAUUUGCAUAGUCAACCAGCUAGUAUAAUAUCUCACCGACUACUGACUUUAAAAGCAUUGCUGUAAACGCUAAAUAGGAAAAAGAAGGGAACGGAGCACACAUUCCCUCAGUCGCUGCUUGUCCUGAUGAUCAAAACACCUCAAAGUGAAUCUCUCAAGUUUAACUUUUAAGCUUUCAUACCAUAAGACUUUGUAACAUUGUGCUGCUCUUCAUUGUUUUAGGUAAUGCAAAAAAUAUCAAAUGCACAACGGUUUAGACAUUUUUGUUAGUGUAGACACAUGUCCUGAGCGUCAACAAAUUUUUGUUGCAUUAAAAAGUAAAAGAGAAAUAGAGAUCCCGCUUAGAGGGAUUUGACUAUUUUCUAUAUAAAAAAGAACAAUUAAUUCAUAACUCCUUUGAGAAAUAGAAUAUUGUGAAUAGAAGUGUUUUUUUUUGUGUGUGUGUGU